AAUCCUUCACUAUUUUUCAUCACAGUUACACAAACAUGACAAAAUCAAAACCAUUUUCCUUACUCUUUUUCUUUUCUUUAACUCUUUUUCUUCUUACUCUCUUGUCUUCAUCCUUGGCUGCAAGAACAAAAACAGAUUCUUUAUACACCACUUUCCUUCACUGUCUCACACAAAACACAAAAGAUCCAUCAAUCUCCAACAUUGUUUUCUCCCAAACAAACCUUUCAUUUUCCACUGUCCUUCAAAACUACAUCCGUAACGCACGUUUCAACACAACUUCAAUAACAAAACCAUUACUCAUAGUCACUCCAAAACAACCUUCGCAUGUCCAAUCCACUGUAAUAUGUGCUAAGCAAGUCAACAUUCAAAUCAAAAUAAGAAGCGGUGGACAUGAUUACGAGGGUAUUUCAUACAUCUCUAACCAACCCUUUAUCAUACUUGAUAUGUUUAAUCUAAGAACAAUCAAUGUUGAUAUAAAAAAUGAAGUUGCUUAUAUUCAAGCUGGUGCUACACUUGGUGAAGUUUACUACAGAAUUUCUGAAAAGAGUAAAGUUCAUGGAUUUCCUGCUGGUGUGUGUCCAACUGUCGGUGUUGGUGGUCACGUCAGUGGUGGAGGGUAUGGUGCAAUGUUGAGAAAAUAUGGUUUAUCUGUUGAUAAUAUUAUUGAUGCUGAAAUUGUUGAUGUUAAGGGAAGGCUUUUGAAUAGGAAAUCAAUGGGUGAAGAUCUUUUUUGGGCUAUACGAGGCGGUGGUGGUGCUAGUUUUGGUGUUGUUCUGUCUUAUACCAUUAAAUUAGUAGCGGUUCCUAAAACCGUUACUGUUUUCCGAAUUGAGAAAACAUUGGAACAGAAUGCAACUGAUCUUGUUGUUCAAUGGCAACAAGUUGCUCCAACAACUGAUAAUAGGAUUUUCAUGAGGCUUCUUUUGCAACCUAAAUCUUCUACGGUUGUCAAAGGAACAAAAACUAUUAGAGCUUCUGUUGUUGCAUUGUUUCUAGGCCGCGCUGACGAGGUAGUAAAGAUUUUAGGGAAGGAAUUUCCACGUUUAGGUUUGAAGAAAAAAGAUUGUAUUGAAUUGAGUUGGAUUAAUUCUGUUCUAUGGUAUAACGAUGAAUUGAGUCUUAAAAAUGGCAAGAAACCGGUGAAUCUUUUGGAUAGGAAUGUUAAUUCGGCGGGUUUAGGUAAGAGAAAAUCUGAUUAUGUUCAGAAAGCUAUUUCAAAAGAUGAUUUGGAAGGGAUAUGGAAAAAGAUGAUUGAGUUAGGAAAAAUUGGAUUUGUUUUCAACCCUUAUGGUGGAAAAAUCGCUGAGAUUCCGGCCGAUGCAACGCCAUUUCCUCACCGUGCUGGAAAUUUGUUCAAAAUUCAAUAUUCAGUGAAUUGGGAUGAUCCAUCACCUAAUGCAACAGUUGGUUUUUUGAAUCAAGCUAAGGUACUUCAUAGUUACAUGACACCUUUUGUGUCAAAGAAUCCUAGAAGUGCUUAUAUAAAUUAUAGAGACCUUGAUAUUGGGAUUAAUAGUUUUGGUAAGAAUAGUUAUCAAGAAGGUAAAGUUUAUGGUACUAUGUACUUUAAUAAUAAUUUUGACAGGUUGGUUAAGAUUAAGACUGCGGUUGAUCCUGGUAACUUUUUCAGGAAUGAACAAAGUAUUCCCAUUCUUCCAAGAAAAGCUUAGAUUAGAGAAUCAAUCAAUUGUAAUUGUAAAGCAUAUUUUGCUUACUUUAUGAUGUUUAGUAUUUUGAUUCCUAAAUAAAAACGAUUGGCCUUUAUUAGGUUCUUAAUUUUUUUUA
Medicago truncatula (barrel medic) is the source of this 1785-nucleotide messenger RNA. Its product is annotated as berberine bridge enzyme-like 21. The transcript has a single exon. The coding region runs from base 36 to 1670 and encodes 544 amino acids. The record is from RefSeq and is a predicted model, not a curated record. Lineage: Eukaryota; Viridiplantae; Streptophyta; Magnoliopsida; Fabales; Fabaceae. Gene Ontology annotation, molecular function: FAD binding; oxidoreductase activity.